GUUUUGUUGCUUCCGCUCACCAUCGCAACACGAUGGCGUUCCAGCGUGACGUACUUCCGCUUCAGGAUCUCAUCCUCAAGUUCAUGUCCAAGAGGUAUGCCCCGGACAUGCUGAACGAUAUGGCCAUCGCCAGAGCGCACCGGAUCUGCGACCCCAGCCGAUCUAAAACGCACAAGGUCAAGCAAGACCUGAUUCGAGCAGUGCUGCAAACCGGAAGGUUCAGCGAUGACACGCUGCCGACGGCGUUCUUUCACCCCAACUUAACCAAGAUUGAGAUCAAUGGAGCAAAGAUCUCGACUGUGUUUGUGAAUCGGAUGGCUGCAGUGACAGUCAACUUGCAUCAUGUGAACUUUUCAGGAUGCUUUCGAUUGACGGACGACUCGAUCCUCGCCUUGCUUCAGCACUGCCCAGAUAUCAAGGAGCUCAACCUGCAAAACUGCCGCAAAUUGACCGACGAAACACUGCAUGUCCUCGUAGCGCAUAGCCCCAAACUCAACAGCAUCGAUGUCGGUGGCAACACCAACAUGACGAUCGAAGGCAUCACGUCGUUUAUCGAGUUGCACCCCAACCACUCCAAGUUUUUGAAGGUGCACAUUUCCGGACACCGCGUUACAGACCACACACUCAAAGUGAUUGCCAACAAAUGCCGAAAGCUCCAGAGCUUGGCCGUCGGGUACUGCGGCCUCACGGACGACGCACUGAUUGCUCUACUGGAUCGCCGACCGUCGAUAUCAGCCCUUCAUCUGCACUGGAACUACAGAAUCACGGACCGUCUCCUAGAUCACAUGGGCCGGCAGUGCCCAAAUCUGCAGGAGCUGAAUCUUUGCGGUGUCAAGACUGUCACGAACGAUGCAAUUUAUGCUUUUCUGCAAGCGAAAAUGGCGGCUGCCGACGGGGAGGAUGCAGUGGCCACCCAACGCGAAGCCAAACGGAUGAAGAAAAUGGAUGUUAAAUAUACAAAGUACGUGGGAUCGUAAUUCGCAAGACACUAAUUCGAUUUGGAUUCCACCAGUGUGUCCAAGGAAGUCCUUGCCCACACAGCCGACACAUACCCCGACCUGGUUGUGAUUUCGUGAGCCUGUAUUCCAAUACAGGCUCAUCCACCUCAUUCGCCUUCGAAGUACACAUCCAUCCGCCCAGAUGGGUCGUCAGCGUCCAUGCUCAUGCAAAGGUUAAUGGCCAAAUGCAGCUUGUCCUUCAUCACUUGCACCGAACUGUAUGCGGGCAAUUCAAUAUUGAAAAAACCUACACACGAAUUUGUCGCAAUUGCAAACGAUUGGAUGAAGUCGGUCGUACAGGUAUCCGCUUUC
Aphanomyces invadans is the source of this 1310-nucleotide messenger RNA. RefSeq lists its product as hypothetical. Bases 33 to 977 code for a protein of 314 amino acids. Gene Ontology annotation, cellular component: SCF ubiquitin ligase complex. Gene Ontology annotation, biological process: SCF-dependent proteasomal ubiquitin-dependent protein catabolic process. The transcript is spliced from 4 exons. Lineage: Eukaryota; Oomycota; Saprolegniomycetes; Saprolegniales; Verrucalvaceae. The record is from RefSeq and is a predicted model, not a curated record. Gene Ontology annotation, molecular function: protein binding.